UCCCUCCCCUCUCCGCCGGGCCCGCGCGCCCGCAGGGAACAAAGGGGACUAGUCGGGGCCGCCGGGCUCGCUGGGUCCUAAGGACCGGUCACUGCCCUGCCUGCACGCCGCGCCUGCGCACCACCGCCCUCGCGGGACUGUGGCACGGAGCCCCUCCUUCCUCUCGCUCGUGUCUGGGGUCGGAGAAGAAACCCCACCAGCAUCACACCGCCGCAUCCUCGAGAACACAGAAAUAGCUUUUCUCCCACAAAGCACCCAAUCAAAGACACCCCCCGAAUGGUCGAGAAGCGGAAAAAUGGCUGCUCGUUGCCCGUAGUUAGCAUGGUGCCUGGUGGGCUUCAAAUCCACACCGGGGGCUAAGCGGACGAGAUGCAGCCUGGUCUUUUCUCCCACUGUCUCUGUAUCUCAGUCGGCGCCCUUCAGCUUCGCUCAGUUCUCCUGAUUCAACUCGACAUCCUACCCAGGGGAGUCCGAAGCCGAGAGAGGGGAAUCACGUAUGCCCUCAUCUACGUUAGCAACGGCGGCGGCUAGCUUCGCCACGCAGGGGCAGAGAGCCGCGCGCGGGAGAGAGCCCCCACUCUCCACCGCUCCUGGCCACCAUGGAUGACGCCCCGCUGCCAGUGCCCCAGGUCCCCGCCCCGGCCCCGACCCCGGCCCCUGCGGCCGCCGCCCCCCGGGUCCCGUUUCACUGCAGUGAGUGUGGCAAGAGCUUCCGCUACCGCUCGGACCUGCGGCGCCACUUCGCCCGGCACACGGCGCUCAAGCCCCACGCGUGUCCGCGCUGCGGCAAGGGCUUCAAGCACAGCUUCAACCUGGCCAACCACCUGCGCUCGCACACCGGGGAGCGCCCGUACCGCUGCUCCGCCUGCCCCAAGGGCUUCCGCGACUCCACCGGCCUGCUACACCACCAGGUCGUCCACACUGGUGAAAAGCCCUAUUGCUGCCUGGUCUGCGAGCUCCGCUUCUCCUCACGCUCCAGCCUGGGCCGCCACCUCAAGCGCCAGCACCGCGGGGUGCUCCCGCCCCCCCUGCAGCCCGCCCCAGGCAUGCCCCCCUUGAGCGCGCCCUGCUCCGUCUGCUGCAACGUGGGACCCUGCGCCGUGUGCGGGGGCACCGGGGCCAGCGGUGGCGAGGGCCCGGAGGGAGCAGGUGCUGGCGCUGGCGGCUGGGGGUUGGCAGAAGCGGCGGCCGCGGCCGCGGCUUCGCUGCCCCCGUUCGCGUGCGGCGCCUGCGCCCGGCGCUUCGACCAGGGCCGUGAGCUGGCGGCCCACUGGGCCGCGCACACCGACGUGAAGCCCUUCAAGUGCCCGCGCUGCGAGCGUGACUUCAAUGCGCCCGCGCUGCUGGAGCGGCACAAGCUGACGCACGACCUGCAGGGGUCGGGUGCGCCCCCGGCGCAGGCCUGGGCUGCGGUCGGGCCUGAGGCGGCCGCCGAGGGUAGCACCGCAGAGGCGGGCGACGCGCCCUCUGCUUGGGACGGCGGGCUGCUCCUGGGCCCCGAGGGGGGCGGCGUGCCGGAGCUGGGGGCGCUGCUUCCCGAGGGCGGCGGGGAGGCCCCGGCGCCGGCGGCCGCGGCCGAGCCGUCGGAAGACACCCUGUACCAGUGCGACUGCGGGACCUUCUUCGCGUCGGCCGCGGCGCUCGCCAGCCACCUGGAGGCGCACUCGGGCCCGGCUGCCUACGGCUGCGGGCACUGCGGUGCGCUGUACGCUGCCCUGGCGGCCCUGGAGGAGCACCGGCGGGCCAGCCACGGCGAGGGCGGCGGUGCCGAGGCGGCGGCGGCGGCGGCGGCGGCCCCCGAGGGCGAGUCCGCGUCCGGCUCGGGCCGCGGCAAGAAGAUCUUCGGCUGCUCCGAGUGCGAGAAGCUGUUCCGCUCGCCGCGCGACCUGGAGCGGCACGUGCUGGUGCACACGGGCGAGAAGCCGUUCCCGUGCCUCGAGUGCGGCAAGUUCUUCCGCCACGAGUGCUACCUCAAGCGCCACCGGCUGCUGCACGGCUCCGAGCGGCCCUUCCCCUGCCACAUCUGCGGCAAGGGCUUCAUCACGCUCAGCAAUCUCUCGCGGCACCUGAAGCUGCACCGUGGCAUGGACUGAGAUGGCCGGGCCUGCCCCUCGGCCCGCCCACCACAGCCCCCGGACCCGACGCGGGGCCCGGGCAAGGGGACUGCGGAACCGUGAGGCCCCCACACUCCAAAUCCAGACCCAGGCCCCGAGAGGAAGGGGCCUUGGCUGGAGAGAUAGGGCCGCCAAACUCCGGCCCCUGAGCUAGGGACCUGGAAAUACUGGGGGACUGCAAAUAAACCAAGAGAAUCCUCAGCUUGAGGGGGUCUGAGAACAUAAGAAUUGGGGUCCCCCAAAUCCAAGGAGACACACUUGAGCUUGAGACCCCUGGAAUAUGAGCAGGACACCCCCAAAUCAGCAGGCGCCUAAUCUGUGGAGUCCUUAGGAAUGAGAAAUUGUUCUCUAUAGGUAACCCCCAUCUUGAGGGCCCUGAUGAUAAAAGACGGGCACACUCCCCAAGGGAAGACAGCCCCACUCUCAGACCGCCAUCAUUCCCAACGACCUUGAUCUGGAGGAUGUGGGGGGUUAUGCCCCCAAAUUUCCCAGGAUCUCCUCCAAGAGCUACCCACCAGUCACUGAGAUGGUGCCCCCAGAAAAUGUUGCAGCCGGAAUCUGCCUUCCCCCAUUUCAAUUCCUAUGCUGAAAGAGGACCAGGGCAGAUGCUCCCCCCCACCAUUAAGUCUCCCUCCCUACUGUGGAAUGGAUGGACCCAAACGAUCUUCCCCAUCCUCAAACACUAGAAUAGACUGGUCCGAAAUCCCCCUGCCCAGUAGAAUGGACUGAUCCAGAAACACGCACCCCUGUCCACUCGGAAUGGACCGGUCCAGGCCUUGGCCUGUGCCCCACCCUCCUUAGAGUGAGUGACAGACACUCCUCCCCUUCCUGUAGAAUGUGGACCGGACCAGCCCUUCCCAACCCAGGAACUCAUCCCAGCCGGAGGUGGUGGGCUUCGGGGUUUCCUCCCAGGCCCUGGCACCUAUCAGUCUUUUUCUCCAUCUCUUUGUCAGUUUGUCUGUCUCUGUGUUCCUCCCAACCUCAAGGGGAAGGGGGGCUUGGCUAAGAGGCUCCCCCCUUGAGUUUCGACCUCGCCUCCUCAACCCACACCCCAAUGUCUCCAGGACCCCAAUAAACCUACUCCUGUCAG
Choloepus didactylus (southern two-toed sloth) is the source of this 3204-nucleotide messenger RNA. RefSeq names its product FLT3 interacting zinc finger 1 (gene FIZ1). The record is from RefSeq and is a predicted model, not a curated record. Lineage: Eukaryota; Metazoa; Chordata; Mammalia; Pilosa; Megalonychidae. The transcript is spliced from 3 exons. Bases 600 to 2093 code for a protein of 497 amino acids.